GUAUUUUGUGUGUAAAUGCAUCCUGUGUAGGAAUGGGGAAGCACAUUGAAGGGUGCGCUGUAGCAGAAGUCAGCAGUGAAGCAUUCCUGGUGGAGGGAAGGAAUUCCUUUCAUACACAGGCCUUUGGAGGGGUCAGAGAGAACACUCCAUGCACUGAAGCAUAACGCUGAUGCUCUCCUGCUGCUCUGUCACUAUGCUGCUAUUUGCCCUGGCUUUUCUGCUCGUCAUCCUUCAGCCGUCCGCUGGGCAGUUCCCCAGAGUCUGUGCGAAUGUGCAGAGUUUGCUGAGCAAGGAGUGCUGUCCCCCCUGGGAUGGAGAUGGGUCCCCCUGUGGGGAGCUUUCCAGCAGAGGGUCCUGCCAGAACAUCCUUCUCUCCCUGGCUCCACUGGGACCACAGUUCCCUUUUUCAGGAGUGGAUGACAGAGAGGACUGGCCCUCUGUAUUUUACAACCGGACAUGUAGAUGUGAAGGCAACUUCAUGGGAUUCAACUGCGGGGAGUGCAAAUUUGGCUUCUCCGGGCUCAACUGCACUGAAAGGCAAGUGAAAACAAGAAGAAACAUCUUCCAGCUCACCGCCAGUGAGAAGAACAAGUUUCUUGCCUAUCUUAACUUGGCAAAGAACAUCCCUAGCCAGGACUACGUUAUUGCUACGGGCACGUAUGCACAGAUGAACAAUGGCUCCAACCCCAUGUUCAGAGACAUCAAUGUGUACGAUCUCUUUGUGUGGAUGCAUUAUUAUGCCUCUCGAGACACACUCCUAGGUGGGUCCAAUGUGUGGCGGGACAUUGAUUUUGCCCACGAAGCCCCCGGUUUCCUGCCUUGGCAUCGGGUCUUUCUGCUGAUGUGGGAACGUCAGAUCCAGAGGAUAACGGGGGAUGAGAACUUCACCAUCCCCUACUGGGACUGGCGAGAUGCAGAGGACUGUGAGGUCUGCAAUGAUGAGUACAUGGGUGGCAGACAUCCCACCAACCCUAAUUUACUCAGCCCAGCAUCAAUUUUCUCCUCGUGGCAGGUAAUCUGCACUCGGUCUGAAGACUACAACAGCCAACAAGCUUUAUGCAGUGCCACAAGCGAGGGGCCUAUAAGGAGAAAUCCUGGGAACAAUGAUAAAUCAAGGACCCCAAGGCUACCAUCCUCAGCUGAUGUCGAGUUUUGCCUUUCUCUGACUCAGUAUGAAUCUGGACCCAUGGAUAAAAUGGCCAAUUACAGUUUCCGAAAUACUUUGGAAGGCUUUGCUGAUCCUCAGACUGCGAUAUCAAACCCGGCACAAAGCGGUUUGCAUAACGCCCUUCACAUCUACAUGAAUGGCUCCAUGUCCCAAGUACAAGGCUCUGCAAAUGAUCCUAUCUUUGUCUUACACCAUGCAUUUGUGGACAGCAUUUUUGAACGAUGGUUGAGAAGACACAGGCCCAUGCUAGAAGUAUACCCAGCAGCUAAUGCACCAAUUGGGCACAAUCGAGAAAAUUACAUGGUCCCUUUCAUCCCUCUUUACAGAAAUGGAGAAUUUUUUAAACCCUCAAGAGAGCUGGGGUAUGACUAUGAAUAUCUGCAAGAACCAGCCCUUCAGUCUUUCCAAGACUUUUUGACACCCUAUCUUCAGCAAGCCCGUCAGAUCUGGGCUUGGUUGGUCGGAGCAGCUGUGUUUGGAGGCAUUGUUACUGCUGUGCUCACAGGGCUCAUCAGGGCCUGCCGGAAGAAAAAAGGAGGAACUUCUUCAGAGAUACAACCCUUGCUCAUAGAAAGUGAAGAUUACAACAAUAUAAGUUAUCAGUCCAAUUUCUAGAGGCCUCCAGUAACUCAGUCAUGUUACUAAGGUGCUAAUCAAGCAUGCAGUGUUUGAUUGAUGUUUACAAAUACCUUGUUGAGGUGUGCUGCAGAAGCAGGAUGGGCCGUCUCAAGUCUCUUUUAAUCUCCAAUGUCAUAGCAUCUUAUCAGAUCCACUCCUAAAAAGAUCUCCCAGAUUCAACAUAAGCUAUGAUGCCACCCAAAGAACACCGUGUAUUUCCUAUGCUUGAUUAAAUAAUGCUCCUAUGAAACCAGA
Haemorhous mexicanus (house finch) is the source of this 2041-nucleotide messenger RNA. RefSeq names its product tyrosinase (gene TYR). The record is from RefSeq and is a predicted model, not a curated record. The transcript has 5 exons. Gene Ontology annotation, biological process: melanin biosynthetic process; pigmentation. The coding region runs from base 170 to 1783 and encodes 537 amino acids. NCBI's taxonomy places the organism in Eukaryota, Metazoa, Chordata, Aves, Passeriformes, Fringillidae. Gene Ontology annotation, molecular function: tyrosinase activity.